Molecule: messenger RNA, 1020 nt
Organism: Penicillium lagena
Lineage: Eukaryota; Fungi; Ascomycota; Eurotiomycetes; Eurotiales; Aspergillaceae
Product: aldo-keto reductase
Exons: 3
Coding region: 1-1020 (339 amino acids)
Cellular component (GO): cytoplasm
Source: RefSeq, a predicted model, not a curated record
AUGGAUUCUCUACCCACUCGACGUUUAGGCCGCGAUGGCCCUUUGGUAACUGCCAUCGGAUAUGGUGCUAUGGGUCUUUCGACGAUGUACCAUCCUCGACCUACGGAUACUGAAAAGUUGGGUGUUCUGGAUGCAGUAUUUGACAAGGGUAUCCGUCAUUGGGACACGGCAGACUGCUAUGAGGAUAACGAAGCCCUUCUCGGUCGAUGGUUCCGGCGCACUGGCAAAAGAGACAAAAUUUUUCUCGCGUCCAAAUUUGCCGUAACUCCGACAGGGGAGGUACGCAAUGACGCCGAGUACGUGCGUGAAGCGUGCGAUCGAAGUCUUCAGGCCCUCGGCGUUGAUCAUAUAGAUCUCUACUACUGUCACCGGAUGGACAGGGUAACUCCUAUCGAGGAAACGGUGCGAGCCAUGGCACAACUAAAGGCUGAAGGGAAAAUUAAGUAUCUCGGAUUGUCUGAGUGCUCAGCACAAACAUUGCAAAGGGCGAACGCUGUCCACCACAUCUCCGCAGUCCAAGUCGAAUAUAGCCCCUUUAGCCUAGACAUCGAAGACCCGAAUAUCAACCUGCUAUCCACCUGCCGGAAACUUGGUGUGGCAGUAGUAGCGUAUUCGCCUUUGGGACGAGGCUUCCUUGGUGGCCAAUUGCGAUCCCCGAAUGAUUUGCAUCCAGAUGAUGUCCGACGAGGACUACCUCGGUUUUCUGAGAACAAUUUCCUCAAGAAUUUGAAAUUGGUUGACUUCCUCCAUGAUAUGGCCGCGCGACGUGGAGUGUCUGUAAGCACUCUUGUGCUUGCGUGGCUUCUUCAUCAGGGAGAGGAUAUAUUGCCCAUACCGGGGAGUACAAACCCGGAAAAUAUCUCCCUCAACGCCCAGGCUGCCAACAUAAGUUUAACAGAUGAUGAAGUCGCCGAAAUACGGGCUGUUGUGGAUGAUACCACAACUUCUGGUGGUCGUUAUCCCGAAGGGGGUAUGGCUUUGUUGGCAGACACUCCACCGCUGAAGGGCCUAUCAGCAUAG